GAUCAAGUGAACUUUGGACAAGAGUCAAUUAUUUUGAAAAAGGGGUAGCCUGCAUAAAUAUAGCCCCCUCAUUGGGAAAUGCAAAUUAAUAUCAAUAAAACUUCAUAAAUAAAUUAUAGCUUAAUAAUACUAAUUUUGUUAUCUUUAAAGAUUCCUGUAAAUGAAAGACAAUAAUGCAUUAUUAAUAUAAUAUUAUGUCGAUCAAAGAUAUUGUGAUCCAGUGUAAUCAUAUAUCAUAGGCCUACGUGCACCUGAUCCUGGAAAUGUGAAACUCCUUGACCUUCCCCUCAUGAAACUAAACAUUCUCAAUAAUUAUUCCUUUUAAUGAGUAUGACGAAGCAGGUCACAGUGGCGUUUACGUAUUCAAUUUUUCCUGAAAGUAUCGGUAUGAAUAUGCCUGAGGACUUUAGAGUUUAGACUCCUCUAUCCCUUAGUUCGUUUUAGAUUAUUUAUCCUGCGUAUACCGGAUCUUCGGAGUAAUGACUUGAAUUGUCUUAGUUUAUAAGUGUUACCUCAUUAAGUUGUAGUAUCGUCUGUGGAAUCACAAUGAGUGGAACAUUGAAUGAUCUGACUGCUAAUCAAGCCGAUGCAUUGAAAGAGCUUAAAUCAAAACUGAAUGAUAUACAGAAACCAAUCCAUGAUGUACAUCAGCUGCUCCGCUUUCUACGAGCUCGGAAAUUUGACAUCAAGAAGACAGAAGCCAUAAUUCGCCAGGAUAUUGUGUGGCGAGCACAGAUGAAAGUUGACACUAUACACGAAUGGUUUAAGAUACCCGAGGUAUGUCUGAAAUACUGGCCAGGAGGAUCACUAGGAUUGGACAAGCUUGGUCACGUGGUAUGGUUGAGUCCAAUCGGGAAUGUUGACCCCAAAGGACUGAUUUACUCAGUGAAGACAGGAGAUAUCAUCAGAACUAAUAUAUAUGUCAUCGAGAGAAUGGUCAAAGAACAAGAAGUCAUUUCUCAAAAGCUGGGUCGUCAUAUUGAAGGGAUCACACUCAUCGUCGAUCUCGAUAACCUCAGCGCAAGUCACAUGUGGAAACCCGGUAUGGCCGUCAUGAUUGAGCUGUUCACAAUCAUCGAGGAGCAUUAUCCGGGUUUUAUUCAUCAGAUGUUUGUAGUCCGACCUACCAAGCUCUUACCGAUAGCCUACUAUCUCAUAAGGCCAUGCUUCACAGAAGAUACCAGAGAGAGAAUACAUGUGUUAGGAAGUAACUGGCGUGAGGUUCUCUUGAAGCACAUAGAUGCUGAGAUAUUACCUGUUCACUGGGGCGGUACUCUCACUGAUACAGAUGGGGUUCCUAACAUGUGCCCAAGUAAGGUGUAA
Molecule: messenger RNA, 1323 nt
Organism: Strongylocentrotus purpuratus (purple sea urchin)
Lineage: Eukaryota; Metazoa; Echinodermata; Echinoidea; Camarodonta; Strongylocentrotidae
Product: SEC14-like protein 3
Exons: 10
Coding region: 547-1323 (258 amino acids)
Cellular component (GO): cytoplasm
Source: RefSeq, a predicted model, not a curated record